Molecule: messenger RNA, 1140 nt
Organism: Clonostachys solani
Lineage: Eukaryota; Fungi; Ascomycota; Sordariomycetes; Hypocreales; Bionectriaceae
Source: the annotation of a GenBank genome assembly
AUGCCGAGUCCUCUCAAGAUCCAUAUUUUCUGGCUAAUUCUACUAUUCCUAUCUAAUGCCAUUGCAUCUACAAGCGACGAUGCGUUGCCAGGGCUGGUAGCGUAUCCAGACUGUGCGAAACCUUGUAUCAUUUCGGCGAUUCAAGUUGUUAUGAACAUAAGCCGUAUCGAUUGCGAUGAGACAGCUCGAGACCGGUCGAUUGAAUUGAAGGUCGCCACGAUCACUGUUGGGACUGUCGCCGGGCUAUUCGUCAUGCUUCGCUUUGGAUACAAGUUAAUGAUAUCUAAUGCGAUCCUCGCCAUGGAUGAUUGGUUAACCCUCGCCAUCAUGAUCGUCGUGAUACCGAAUUUGAUUAUUACCACCAACGGAACAAUACCAAAUGGGCUGGGUAGGGACAUUUGGACCCUGACACCGGAUCAGAUCACGACCGCUAUAAGAUUUUUCUUUAUAACUGCUGUUCUAUACUUCGCAUUGACGACACUUGUGAAGCUGCUAUUCCUCAGUUUCUACCUCAAGGUCUUCCCUACUCGUGUUGUUCAACAGGUUCUGUGGGGAACCUUUGCAGUAACAGCUCUAUGGGGGGUCGGGUUUGUGUUUCUUACUAUUUUCCAAUGCCAACCAAUAUCCUACUUCUGGCAAAAGUGGGAUGGGCUGCAUGAUGGGACAUGCUUAGAUGCAAAUACCAUCGCUUGGGCCAAUGCAUCGUCCGGUAUCGCCUUGGACGUGUGGAUUCUUGCUAUCCCGUUACUCCAGCUCAGGAAAUUGCAGUUGAAGUGGAAAAAGAAGAUUGGAGUUGUUUUAAUGUUUCUCGUGGGAGCAUUUGUAACAAUCAUCAGCAUUCUACGCCUAAAGUCACUUGUCAACUUCGCGAUGUCAUCGAAUGCCACUUGGGAUUAUUUUGAUGUCACUAUGUGGUCGAUAAUAGAGAUAUCUGUCGGAGUCAUGUGCGCAUGCCUCCCUACGGUCCGCCUACUCCUUGUCAGAAUGUUCCCGGCCUUGGGCGACAGCAAUUCUCGAAGUUUGGUCCAAGCAGAUUAUCAAUAUACAAGUGGAAUACGCUCGAGACAUCGGAAAACUGCGGAAAUUGUAGCCCAGGAUGCUGGCGCACCGAAACUUGACUGCAGUCGGUCCACAAAGGAG